This is a messenger RNA of Fraxinus pennsylvanica, 390 nucleotides long. NCBI's taxonomy places the organism in Eukaryota, Viridiplantae, Streptophyta, Magnoliopsida, Lamiales, Oleaceae. The record is from the annotation of a GenBank genome assembly.
AUGCUGGUCUCGGUAUUUAUUGCACUAUUUCUACCGUGUGCCGGCAUGACAGCAUUGUUUCUAGUUUACACAUGUUUGCUAUGGUACGCCGCGGAUUCCAACAAUGAGUUCCAGUCACCGCUAAAGCCCAGGCGUGAGGAGGGGCUGUCCGCCUCUGAUCUUGAAAAGCUUCCUAAAGUCACAGGCAAAGAUUUGGUGUUGGGCACCGACUGCGCGGUGUGUUUGGACGAUAUUGAGAGUGACCAACCGGCUAGAAUGAUUCCCGGUUGCAACCAUGGGUUCCAUCUACAAUGCGCCGAUACUUGGCUGUCUAAGCACCCUGUUUGCCCUGUUUGUCGGGCCAAGCUUGGGCCCGAACUCUUCAAUCCACCUGAGACCAAUCCAUGCUAA